This is a messenger RNA of Callorhinchus milii (elephant shark), 684 nucleotides long. The record is from the annotation of a RefSeq genome assembly. Lineage: Eukaryota; Metazoa; Chordata; Chondrichthyes; Chimaeriformes; Callorhinchidae.
AUGAAUCUAAGCUUUUUUGAUCAAUUUAUAAGUCCAAUCCUAAUAAAUAUUCCACUUUUAGCCUUAGCCUUAACUUUACCAUGACUUAUCUACCCUUCCCUAACUAAUCGAUGAUUAAACAAUCGACUUAUCACACUACAAACUUGAUUUAUUAGUUUAUUUCUUAAUCAACUCCUUUCUCCUAUCAACAAAAAAGUUCAUAAAUGAGCAAUAAUAUUCUGUUCUUUAUUACUUCUAUUAAUUACCUUAAACCUACUAGGCUUAUUACCUUACACCUUUACACCAACAACUCAACUAUCAAUAAAUUUAGGUUUAGCUACUCCUCUAUGACUAGCUACUGUUCUAGUAGGUUUAAUUAAUCAACCAACUAUAGCUCUUGGUCAUCUACUUCCAGAAGGAACACCAACACCCUUAAUCCCUAUACUAAUUAUCAUCGAAACUAUUAGUCUUAUAAUUCGUCCCGUAGCUUUAGCUGUUCGACUAACUGCUAAUUUAACAGCUGGACAUCUCUUAAUACAACUUAUUGCUACCGCAGCUUUUGUAUUAAUAAAUUCAAUACCUACAGUAGCUUUACUAACUUCAUUAAUUCUAUUCCUUCUCACAUUACUAGAAGUAGCUGUAGCAAUAAUUCAAGCUUAUGUCUUUGUUCUUCUUCUAAGUUUAUAUCUACAAGAAAAUACCUAA